Molecule: messenger RNA, 816 nt
Organism: Talaromyces atroroseus
Lineage: Eukaryota; Fungi; Ascomycota; Eurotiomycetes; Eurotiales; Trichocomaceae
Exons: 3
Coding region: 1-816 (271 amino acids)
Molecular function (GO): S-adenosylmethionine-dependent methyltransferase activity
Source: RefSeq, a predicted model, not a curated record
AUGAAGUUGAUAGGUUAUAGGGUAUUGCAGGAUCACGGCUCGGCGUGGAUUACCCUCUGGGACAUGCAACACAACGACAUGUGGGAUCGUGGAAAGCCUUCGCCAGCGUCAAUCGACCUCAUUGAACAACGAGGGGAUCUAUUCCGGCCUCUGGCGCCUGAUGGUCGGCAUCCAUUUGACAUUCCUAGGGUUACUAAUAUUCAUUCCAUGAAGGGCAGUGGGCAUGGUUACGAUGUAGUUAUGUUGGCUCUUCAUGGUUUCGACGCGUAUGGUGUUGAGAUAUCUGCGACCGGAGUGGCAGCAGCCCAGAGUUACGCCUCAAAGGAACUGCAAAGCCCGCAGGCGCAAAAUUUCGGAGAGCAGAAGAGUGGUUGCUCAACAAGCCCAGGCAGAGCCACUUUCAUCGAAGGUGAUUUUUUCGAUUCGGACUGGGAGCCCAGAGCGCUGGAAGGCGGGGAAGCUUACUUUGAUAUAAUUUAUGAUUAUACGUUCCUCUGCGCUCUGCACCCCGAUAUGCGCCGACAAUGGUCCGAGCGCAUGGCUGAGUUGCUGCGGUCGGAUGGGUACCUGGUUUGUCUUGAGUUCCCGUUGUACAAGGAUCCAGCGCUUCCUGGUCCCCCAUGGGGCUUGCAGGGGGUACAUUGGAAUCUGCUAGUGCAAGGCGGCGAUGGUAUUGUCAGUACUGGUACAGCCCCUGAGAUUGCAAACGCGGGCCAGCUCAGCGGCGCGUUCAAGAGGGUACUUUUUAUAGAGCCAGUUCGGUCAUAUGAUAUUGGGAAAGGGACAGACAUGCUGAGUGUUUACGCACCAAAGUAG